UUUUGAACCUCCCCGACAUCGACAAUCUACACCCCCGGCAACCACCAAAAGUCACGUCAAGAUGCGGUACAUUCACUCCGAGGAACGGCUGCCCAUUCUGGACAAUGUGAAGGUCCACAUUAAGUCCCGCGUCGUGACUGUCGAGGGUCCCCGCGGCAAGCUCGUCAAGGAUCUCUCCCACAUUGCCGUCACCUUUGGCCGCCCCGAGCAGAACGUUAUCUCCAUCGAGCUGCACCACGGUGCUCGCAAGGGUGUUGCUACCCUCCGUACCGUCCGUACCAUCAUUAACAACCUGAUGAUCGGCGUUACCCGUGGCUUCAAGUACAAGAUGCGUUACGUCUACGCUCACUUCCCCAUCAACGUCAACAUCGAGCCCAACCCCGAGACUGGCCGCGCUGUUGUGGAGAUCCGCAACUUCCUCGGUGAGAAGUACGUCCGCCGCAUCACUGCCCAGCCCGAUGUCGACAUCGCUCCCUCCGCCAACGUCAAGGAUGAGCUCGUCCUCACCGGUAACUCCCUGGAGGGUGUGUCCCAGUCCGCCGCCGACAUCCAGCAGAUCUGCCGUGUCCGAAACAAGGAUAUCCGUAAGUUCUUGGACGGUCUGUACGUGUCGGAGAAGGGCAACAUUGUUGAAGAGUAAAUGUGCCGCUUGGGAAUGUAUGGGGUGUCCGGGAGAGGUUUCUUUAAUUUCGCCUACUUGCAUAUAGGGAAGCAAAGCGA
Penicillium egyptiacum is the source of this 720-nucleotide messenger RNA. The record is from the annotation of a GenBank genome assembly. Lineage: Eukaryota; Fungi; Ascomycota; Eurotiomycetes; Eurotiales; Aspergillaceae.